Leptidea sinapis is the source of this 1827-nucleotide messenger RNA. Its product is annotated as phosphate carrier protein, mitochondrial-like. Gene Ontology annotation, molecular function: phosphate transmembrane transporter activity. The coding region runs from base 98 to 1165 and encodes 355 amino acids. NCBI's taxonomy places the organism in Eukaryota, Metazoa, Arthropoda, Insecta, Lepidoptera, Pieridae. The transcript has 9 exons. Gene Ontology annotation, biological process: mitochondrial phosphate ion transmembrane transport. Gene Ontology annotation, cellular component: mitochondrial inner membrane. The record is from RefSeq and is a predicted model, not a curated record.
UGACGUUGUCGUUCCAUUUCCUUUUAACACUGUGCGUCAAGCGCGGUGAGGUGUGUGUGUUCAAGAGUUUCCUAACAUCGGAAUUUAGUGAUCAAAUAUGUUCUCCUCACUUAUGGACGCGGCGCGUAACUCGCCGUUCCGUGGACCCCUGUCACCUGCAAGCUGUGAUGCAGCAAUUGCAGCUCCAGAAGCACAGGGAGGCAUGGCUGCGGCUGUUGCUACCGGAGACUCAUGCGAGUUUGGAUCGUCCAAAUACUUCAUGUUAUGUGGACUGGGCGGUAUCCUCUCUUGCGGUAUCACACACACGGCCGUGGUUCCCCUCGACCUGGUGAAAUGCCGACUCCAAGUGGACCCUGCCAAGUAUAAGAACCUGAUGAACGGCUUCAAGGUCUCUGUGAGCGAGGAGGGCAUGCGAGGCCUGGCUAAGGGAUGGGCACCCACCUUCAUUGGCUACUCACUGCAGGGUCUCUGCAAGUUUGGUCUGUAUGAGGUCUUCAAGGUGGCAUACGCUGGUAUGUUGGACGAGGAGACAGCGUACACAUACAGAACUGGACUGUACCUGGCUGCGUCGGCGUCAGCAGAGUUCUUCGCUGAUAUUGCCCUGUCACCACUAGAGGCCGCUAAGGUCAGAAUCCAAACCAUGCCUGGUUUUGCCUCAACCCUCCGUGAGGCCUGGCCCAAGAUGGUACAGAAUGAGGGCUACGGAACCUUCUACAAGGGCCUGGUGCCUCUGUGGGGCCGACAGAUCCCUUACACCAUGAUGAAGUUCGCUUGCUUUGAGAAGACUGUCGAACUCUUGUACAAGCAUGUGGUUCCCAAGCCCCGAUCGGAGUGCACCAAGGGUGAGCAGCUUGUGGUGACAUUUGCCGCUGGUUACAUUGCCGGUGUCUUCUGUGCCAUUGUCUCGCAUCCAGCUGACACUGUGGUUUCAAAACUCAACCAGGACAAGACAGCGACAGUUGGUUCCAUCGUGGGCAAGCUGGGAUGGGCCGGAGUAUGGAAGGGUCUGGGACCCAGGAUCAUCAUGAUUGGUACCCUCACAGCCCUGCAAUGGUUCAUCUAUGAUGCUGUCAAGGUGUACCUGAGGAUGCCCCGGCCACCACCAGCAGAAAUGCCAGAGUCGAUGCGCAAACGGCUCGAGGCUGAGGAAGCUAAGAAUAAAUGAAGAAACCAAGACCGCUAGAUAUACAUGUUUUGCUGUGAUCAUUCUGUACUGGCCAUUGUUAUGUUACACAAAUGUAGCGAUCCAAAUGGGUUGAAUUAAUUGGGUCAAAAAUUUAACUCAAGAAACAAAAAAAAUUAAAAUCCAGUUGUAUUUUUUUUUAAAUACAGCUGUCAAAAUAUUUUGAAUGCAGCUGUGUCAAAAUGUACUACUUGAAGUAUCUGUAGUAAUCUUUGUAUGUUUUGAAAGAACAAUUGGAUCAAAUUGUUCUUUCAAAAUUAUAUUUUUAUUCUUUCUAUUAGCCAUAAUUGGAUUUUAUAGAUGAAAGUAUAAAAUAAACUGGAAAUACUUUUUAUUAUUAUUAUAAAAUGCAUCUUUAUUGAUUUUUGUAUAUAAGCAUAUAAGUAAGUGUAAAUGUUGGCAAUGGCUUAUAUGGAGUGGUUUUAUCAUAAUUGUAGUUGUUGAUUAGGUGAAGAAGUGUUAAGGGUGUGUCGGCAAUUUGUUCCAUACUCUGUCAUUAUGUAUUAUUGUGAUCCGUAAAUGUAUGAUAUCGUAAUUUAUUUUUGUUUUAAUAAAAUUUAUUUUAUUUUACAAUUUUUUCUUUUUCCUUUUUGUUUACCGUGUAUUACCAAAGUUGGCAGUGAAUAAAUAAUAGAUGCAAACAA